Molecule: messenger RNA, 1565 nt
Organism: Asparagus officinalis (garden asparagus)
Lineage: Eukaryota; Viridiplantae; Streptophyta; Magnoliopsida; Asparagales; Asparagaceae
Product: 6(G)-fructosyltransferase-like
Biological process (GO): carbohydrate metabolic process
Molecular function (GO): hydrolase activity, hydrolyzing O-glycosyl compounds
Source: RefSeq, a predicted model, not a curated record
GACGACCCGCUGCUGACGAGGUGGGUGAAGCAGGAGGGGAAUCCCGUGCUUGUUUCCCCGCCGGGGAUCGGGCUCAAGGAUUUCAGGGACCCAAACCCCGCCUGGUACGACUCCUCCAGCUCAACGUGGUACGUCCUCGUCGGCUCCAAGAACGACUCCCUCUCCCACACCGGCAUCGCCCUCGUCUACACCACCACCGACUUCCUCUCCUACACCCUCCUCCCCGGCAUCCUCCACUCCGUCGACAUCGUCGGCAUGUGGGAGUGCACCGACCUCUACCCGGUCUCCGUCUCCGGCCCCUCCACCCACCUCGGGCUCGAGAACUCCGUGCCCCCCGGCGAGAACGUGAAGCACGUGCUCAAGGCGGGCCUGAACGACGAGUGGCACGACUACUACGCCAUUGGGACCUACGACAGGGAGGGGAACAAGUGGACCCCCGACGACGAGAGCCUCGACGUCGGGAUUGGGCUGAGGUACGACUGGGGCAAGUUCUACGCGUCGAGGACUUUUUACGACCCGGUGAAGCGGAGGAGGGUGCUCUGGGGCUACGUUGGGGAGACUGAUACUAGGAGCGUCGACGUCCAAAAGGGCUGGGCUUCUGUUGAGGGCCUUCCUCGAACAGUGCUGUUUGAUGUAAAAACGGGGAGCAACCUUCUGACUUGGCCGGCUGAGGAGGUGGAGAGCCUCAGGUCAAGCAGCAAGAAUUUCAGCAACAUCGCCAUCGCCGCAGGGUCCACCGUCCAUCUAGACGUCGAGGAUGCCAAUCAGCUGGACAUAGAGGCCGAGUUCGUGAUCAAGAAAGAGGAACUCGAGCUCGCUAUUCAAGCUGAUGUCAACUACAACUGCAGCACAAGCGACGGGGCUUCGCAAAGAGGUUUGCUCGGACCCUUUGGCCUGCUCGUGCUCGCGAACCAAGAUCUCUCGGAGCAGACUGCAACCUACUUUUAUGUCGGUAGGGGAACUGAUGGCAGCCUCCAAACUCACUUGUGCCAAGAUGAACUGAGGUCGUCUAAGGCUAAUCAGAUCACUAAGAGGGUUGUAGGGCACACGGUUCCCGUGCUUGAUGAUGAGACGCUAACGUUGAGAAUUUUGGUGGAUCACUCCAUUGUUGAGAGCUAUGCUCAAGGGGGGAGAGCGAGCACCACAUCUCGUGUUUAUCCGACGCAAGCAAUCUACGAGGAUGCCAAGGUCUUUCUCUUCAAUAACGCGACCGGAGCCACUGUGAUCGCCAAAAGUGUGAAGAUAUGGCAAAUGAGCCCUACAUCCAACCGCUCCCAUGGCUACCCUGGCUCCCAAGCUCUCUGAAAUUUAUCAGUUUCGUCGAUCCACCGGUUUAAUAAAAUAAUCUUGAACUUUCGUAUUCAUGAGCUAGCUAUAAUAUUGUCAUUGAUUGGCACAAUUUGUUUGCAAAUUAGUUAAUGUAUUGAAGGUGUGGCCGUCUAUAUUUUUGGUGUGUGACAGUGUGUGAGGUUAUGUUGUCUAUGUUGUAGCCAAGGUGUCAUUUGUAGUCAUAAAUAUGCAUCAUUUAUGUUAAACAUCAUCUUGGCACAAUACUUUUCAGAUGA